Molecule: messenger RNA, 2049 nt
Organism: Microdochium trichocladiopsis
Lineage: Eukaryota; Fungi; Ascomycota; Sordariomycetes; Xylariales; Microdochiaceae
Exons: 5
Coding region: 114-1568 (484 amino acids)
Source: RefSeq, a predicted model, not a curated record
GGUCAAAGACCUCGAAGGCUUCGGCCGACACCGCCAGCCUCGAGUCUGAGGGCUCCGCGCUCAAGAGUCCAUCGGCCACCUCCCGGGUCCUGAACCGCGGCUCGGCAGGCAGCAUGCCCCAGACACCCUUGACGCCCAUGUCACCACAGCUGUCACGGGUCAACCUCCCUAAGCCACCUGACCCGACAUUGGAUGCUGCAGGCUACCUCCGCAGCCUGGGAAGCGUCCGCGAGCGUUGCCUGGUGAUCACAUCUAAAGCAUUCCACAACAAGCUCAGCCAUUUCGAUGUCGAUCUGUCAAAGUUCCCAGAUGUCGUUCGCUUUGUUUGCCAGAUUAUCAAGCGUGAUUAUGAUGCUCCUUUCACAAGCAUUCCUAGUCAUGGUCGCUACCAACAUUUCAGCGUCGGUGGGAGAGAUCGGAUUGCCAACCUUCUGGCCACUUUUGACCACUCUGUCGACAACACCGAGAAGUGCAGGCGACUCAUGGACCUCUUCCUUGUGAGCGUACUCCUUGACGCGGGAGCCGGUACGACUUGGUCAUUCAAGAGCGCAGAGAACGGCAGGAUAUACAGACGAUCGGAAGGUUUGGCCAUUGCCAGCCUCGAAAUGUUCAAAUCUGGAUUGUUCUCUGGAAAUCCUGGCAACAAAUUCCAGGUCGACGCCAUAGGUCUCCAGAAGGUUAAUGUGGAGCAGCUGGCCAAAGGCUUGCAGUCGCGCCCAGGCAACGAGCUCGCGGGCCUGGAGGGCCGCACGCAGGUUCUUUCGAAACUAAGCGAGGCUUUGGCGGAGAAGCCGGAGCUCUUUGGUGACGAAGGCCGUCCAGGCAACUUGGUUGACUACCUGCUUGCCCACCCCACAACUCAGGCGUCCUCAACACCAGUUGUCAUCCUUCCUGUUCUCUGGAAUGCCCUCAUGGCUAGCCUCACACCAAUUUGGCCUACCACACGGACCGCGAUUGACGGCAUUCCUCUGGGCGAUGCUUGGCCUUGCUCAUCGAUGCCGCAGCCGGCCCCUGCUGCGUCUUCGCCUACAUUUUCUCCGUUCCCCAACUCGGGCGGCUCUUCGUCGCCAGCGCAGUGGGAGUCGAUCUUGCCGUUCCACAAGCUGACGCAGUGGCUUACAUACUCACUGAUGCAACCCAUGCAGAACCUGCUAAAGAUCCAAUUCGCCGGCACGGAGCUGCUCACUGGUCUGCCGGAAUACCGCAACGGAGGCCUGUUCAUCGACAUGGGUGUCCUGACCUUGAAGGCAGAUGAUACGGAACGGGGUCUGCAGAACUAUGCCGACUACUGCCGCCGCACAAAUACCAAGGCUGUUGAAGUUGCGCCGAUGUUUGAGCCUAGCGACGAUGUUAUUGUGGAGUGGCGCGGCGUGACCGUUGGCCUGCUUGACAGGCUCCUCAUCGAGGUCAACAGGACACUGCGGCCGGACUUGAACGGUGGAGAGUUGACUCUUGCUCAGCUGCUUGAAGCUGGUAGCUGGAAGGGCGGUCGCGAAAUCGCCGAAGUGAGCAGGCCCAACACCAAGGAACCGCCGAUUUUGAUCGAUUCCGAUGGUACCGUGUUCUGAGUGACAGGGCAUGGUUCUUGGAUGUUAACUUCUUGUAUAUCUUGUUUUUUUCCUCACAAGCAUCGCACCGUUUUUGGGCUCCAGCUGGCUUGUUCGAUUGCUCACCUCUCCCGUUUAGCCACGCCUCGGGUUCUUAAUGUUGGAUGCUACGGGAUGUCACUGUGCUACUUCUCCACCUCUCUUUUUGUUCCAUUCUCGUGUCCAAUUUUCUCAUGGCUCAACAAACAGCCACGGCGCACCCUUGAUACCAUCAAAAACAAAAACCGACAUGUAACCAGUCCGACGGAUGCCUCCUUUAAUGGAAGGUGCCACGUCAGAACUGUGUAUAUUUAAAGGAAUAUGGGCAAAGAAUGCCUCAUUUGAGCUGCACGAGCUUGCGUAGUGUUUUCAAACGCUCUUAAAAACCCGCAUCAGUGAUAGAUAUAGUGUAGCCAGAAUACGCAAGAGCUCCAAGCACACGCAAGUUGUUGGAGACCAUCAA